Messenger RNA from Diorhabda carinulata, 1941 nucleotides. RefSeq names its product serine/threonine-protein kinase SBK1-like. The coding region runs from base 268 to 1704 and encodes 478 amino acids. Lineage: Eukaryota; Metazoa; Arthropoda; Insecta; Coleoptera; Chrysomelidae. Gene Ontology annotation, biological process: peptidyl-serine phosphorylation; peptidyl-threonine phosphorylation. Gene Ontology annotation, molecular function: protein serine/threonine kinase activity; ATP binding. The transcript is spliced from 6 exons. The record is from RefSeq and is a predicted model, not a curated record.
CAUAUAGGUGCUGUCACAUUUUAAACUGAGAAUGCCACUGUUAAUGUUUGGAAGAAGACCCGAAUCGGUUCUCUUCCCGUUCGAAUAAUGUAAUACGCUGUCUGAAAUUAUAAAAAUAUUCGCGCUUAAAGUAAAUCCUUUAUUUAAACUUAGCAGCUACUAACGAUAUCAUUAGUGAAAUUUAAUACUUUCGUGUUAUAUGUGAAUAGUGUUGCACGUGUGUCGACAAUUAUUUAGAAAAAAAAAAGGGUAUGCUUCAACAUCGGCAUGGGUAGUAUGUUAAAACAAUUAUUGACAGGAAAUAUUCACAAAAUUCGAGAAUUUGAAUUGGAAAAGGUAAAUCUCGCAGAUGAGUUCGAUAUUUUGCAAAUUGUAGGCGAGGGUUGGUUCGGGAAAAUCCUUCUUGUAGAACACAAAGCUACUGAUACUGAAAUGGUUUUAAAAGCACUUCCGAAACCUUACACGGCGCUCAAAGAUUUCUAUAGGGAAUUCCAUUACGGACUACAUUUAGGCGUACACAAAAAUAUAAUUACUGCUUAUGAUGUAGCAUUCGAAACAGCAGGAUUCUACGUUUUUUCCCAAGAAUACGCUCCACUAGGUGACUUGACAUCGAACGUAUCGGAAAUAGGAAUAGGGGAACUUCACACGAAAAGGGUAGCGAAACAAUUAGCAGCAGCUCUAGAUCAUAUGCACGCGAGAGAUUUAGUUCAUCGCGACGUUAAGCUCGAUAAUAUUUUGGUAUUCAAAUCGGAUUUUUCGCGAAUCAAAUUGUGCGAUUUCGGAGAAACUCGCAGAUCGGGAACGGUGGUUUUAAGAAGAAACGAAUGGUUACCGUACGCAGCACCGGAAAUUUUAUUAGUACCAACCGAUGGGACAUAUAAGGCUCAAACUUCUCACGACGUAUGGCAAUUCGGUAUAGUUAUUUUCGUUUGCCUAACCGGAUGUUUACCGUGGCAAAAAGCAGCUAUGGAUGAUCCCAGAUACGUCAGAUACCUUUCUUGGCAAAAUUCCAACAUACCUUUAAAAAGACAACCGAAGCUAUUCAAAUUGGUAUCGUCCAAAGCUCAAAGAUUGUUCAAGAAAUAUUUGGAACCGAGAGCAGAAAAAAGACCGGCCGGUUUAGCCGAAGUUCAUAGAUACCUCGACGAUAGAUGGAUGUCGAAAGGUAUGGAAAAAUCUAACGAAACGCUCAAAGAAGACGAAGGAUUAUGCCCGUCAAUGUACAGUUUCCACAGCAGCCCCGAAGAAAAAAACAAACUACUCUACAGCCUUACACAAUACGGUUUAGAAACGACCGUAGAUAGAGUAGCUAAAAAGAACAGAAUCAGAGAAUGGAUACAGAACAGCGUAAUUGAAGAAGAUGAUGAACCAACCGAGGAAUUAGAUGAAGAAAAUAUCAAAAUACACGAUAACCAAAACGGUCCUUUGGGAGAACGAGAAUCUAUUACCGAAAGAAAAAUUAAAGAUAUCAAAAGACGAAAUCAUAGACAAAGUAGAAUUAGGGAUGAUAUACCUUAUAAACCACCAAUAGAUCCCAGGAUACCAUUGGAACAUCAAAAAAUUUCAAAGGAAGUGACCAAUUUUGAAAAUGGUAUAGGACAAACUAAAAUACCAAAUUCUCUAACUUCGUCAGAAAGUGCAAUUAGUAGUGAAUCUAGCGUUACCGUUAAAUAUAAAAUUAACGUCCAGUUACCCCAAAUUUGAUGAUAAUGAAGAUACCGAACUAAUUGUAUAACAGAAAACGUACCUGAGUGAAAACUAUCAGCUCAAUUAAUUGAAUAAGUGAUGUUUGAUUAUGGAAUGCCCUAAAUAACAUUUUAAACUACAACACGAAGAAAUCCUCACAUAAAGAAAACAUUUUUUUAACACAAAACGUGUCACAUAAGAGGAAUUGAAUCUUGUCUACAGCAUGAUCAUUUUAAAAUAAUAAACUUUCCUAAA